AUGAACGUCGUCGUAACGAAACAUACUUUGCUCCCAGCGGAGCCGGAAUGGCCUCAUGAAGGCGGUUUUCACAUCCUCGAACAUCUCUCUGAGCCAACUCACCGAAACCUCGAGCCUGUGGGCCCCCACUACCUGGCUCACGCCCGGAGAAAACGUCAUCACAGAACUUUCUCCGAGGACGACCGCAUUGUUGCUGCACAGCAAGCCAAGAAUGUCGAGGAUGCCGACCCCGGUGAGAUCAGUGAGCCCGAAGAUGCAAUGCUUCUCUCUCGGGACCCCAAAGACUGGAAGAACCAAGAUCAUUAUGCAGUCCUCGGAAUCAGCAAAUAUCGUUGGAAGGCAACCGAUGAACAAAUCAAACGGGCGCACAGGAAAAAGGUUUUGAAGCAUCACCCGGACAAGAAGGCAGCUGCCGGUGGUGUCGAUGAUGAUAACUUUUUCAAAUGCAUUCAAAAAGCUAUGGAAAUCCUCACCGACCCCGUCAAACGUCGACAGUACGACUCAGUUGACGAGUCGGCCGACGUUGAUCCUCCUUCCCGCAAAGCCAAGGGAAAUAUCUACAAGCUUUGGAACCCGGUUUUCGAUAGUGAAGGCCGUUUCUCUAAAAAGAAGCCUGUGCCGCGUUUUGGUGACGAUAAAUCCACCAAAGCCAAUGUUGAAGAAUUCUAUAACUUUUGGUACAACUUCGAUUCCUGGAGAACCUUCGAGUACCUUGACGAGGAUGUUCCAGAUGACAAUGAAAACAGAGAUCAAAAAAGACAUGUUGAAAGGAAAAACAAAGCUGCUAGGGCAAAAAGAAAGACCGAAGAUACGGCAAGGCUCAGAAAGAUUGUCGACGAUGCCCUAGCUAUGGACGUCAGACUGCAAAAAUUCCGUAAGGAAGAAAGAUUGCAGAAAGAUGCUAAGAAAAUUGCGAGGGAGGCAGAGGAAAAGCGUUUGGUAGAAGAGGCCAAGAAGAAGGCAGAGGAAGACGCCCGAAGGAAGGAAGAAGAGGAGGCUGCUAUGAAGGCAUCAAAGGCCGAUGCGAAAAAGGCGAAGGAGGCCGCUAAAAAUGCGGCAAAGAAGAACAAAAGAGUUCUUCGUAAGGGUGCAGAGGACGCUAACUACUUUCACUCCGAUGGUGCCGCUCCACCAGACGUAGUCGCAAAUGUAUUGGCUGAUGUAGAACUCCUUAUUACUAAGCUUGACAACGAAGAGCUUGAUGUUGUGGCUAAGAAGCUCGCCGGCCUCAAGGUUUCUGAUGAGAUUAAGUCAGUUUUGGUGGACGGCAUUCGUGGCAGCGUUGGCAAAGGGUCAGCAGCUGAAGGUGAUUUUAAAGUCCUGUUGAAGUAG
This is a messenger RNA of Orbilia oligospora ATCC 24927, 1332 nucleotides long. RefSeq lists its product as uncharacterized. The record is from RefSeq and is a predicted model, not a curated record. Gene Ontology annotation, molecular function: ribosome binding; Hsp70 protein binding. Bases 1 to 1332 code for a protein of 443 amino acids. Gene Ontology annotation, biological process: 'de novo' cotranslational protein folding; regulation of translational fidelity. The transcript is spliced from 4 exons. Gene Ontology annotation, cellular component: cytosol. Lineage: Eukaryota; Fungi; Ascomycota; Orbiliomycetes; Orbiliales; Orbiliaceae.